Salvia splendens (bonfire salvia) is the source of this 4878-nucleotide messenger RNA. RefSeq names its product protein HUA2-LIKE 3. NCBI's taxonomy places the organism in Eukaryota, Viridiplantae, Streptophyta, Magnoliopsida, Lamiales, Lamiaceae. The coding region runs from base 315 to 4436 and encodes 1373 amino acids. The transcript has 12 exons. The record is from RefSeq and is a predicted model, not a curated record.
CUAUCCUACACUACACCCACCACCUGCGCCGUUUAGCAAUUAGCGCCGCCCCUUCCAGAAACUAACCAAACUCUCCAUUUCUUUUGCCCAACUCUUUUCUACCACACAGCACCCACUCACUCCCAAAAAACCGAUUUUGAAUAAAGUUUAGGACUAGGGUUUUGUUCAAUCGAACUCGUGUGCAGCUCGCCUACUCGAAUAUCGUUUGCUGGGGUGCUCUAUGCUGAUAAUUUCGGAAAUUAGGGUUCUUUUUUGUGAUAUUUUAUUGUUUGACCAUCCAAUGCUUUGGCGUAGUUAGUUUAUGUAGCAUUCAUAUGGCUCCGAGCCGGAGAAGAGGUGCGGGUAAAGCGGCGGCAGCGGCCGCCCAGCGGAAGUGGGAAGUCGGCGAUCUCGUGCUCGCCAAAGUCAAGGGGUUUCCGGCCUGGCCUGCCACUGUGAGCGAGCCACAAAAGUGGGGGUACCCUUCUGAACUGAAGAAAGUACUUGUUCACUUUUUUGGGACUAAACAAAUUGCUUUCUGUAAUCAUGCUGAUAUUGAAGAGUUCACAGAAGAGAAGAAAAUAUCUCUGUCAGGAAAACGCCACGGUAAAGGUUCUGAUUUUGCUCGUGCAUUAAGAGAGAUAGUUGAUUGCUUUGAGAAGCUGAAGAAACAGGACCUGGUUAGUGAUAAUGUCACUGAGGAAACUGUUACCACAAAUGAAAACAACUCAGACGAGUCCUUGACUAGACCUGUGAAUGAUGAGGCUGCCAUGACUACAGUUAAACAACUUUCUGGUGGAUCCACUAAUGAUUUGAACUCGCUAACUGAAGCUGCUGUAGCGGCAGCAGCUGAAGAUGCUCUGCGUGAUGAGGAGAUGCAACUGGAGGAGGCACAUUCAAAUUCCGGGUUUACUGAAAUACAUGUUUAUUCAACAAGAAGCAAAACUGAUGCCGCUCAAUCACGAAUUAUUGGUAAGCAGAGGAGGUUAUCUGCUAGAAAGUUGAGAAGUUCUUCAAGGGUGGAUGUGGGCGGACUGCAGGAGCUAACAUUGCCUCCUUCCAACAAUCAUAGGAGCUCUAGGCAGUUGGGUGCUAAGGCACAGGAUAGAUCUCUUAGAAGAAGUAGAAGGAUCAUUAAAUCAUCUGAUGAUUACGAGGGGAACAAUGCCAACUCACCUUUUUUCCCGUCUAAUUGUAGUGUGGAAGAGAUUGAUUCUGAGAUUAUGACAGCAGACUCUGAUUCUGAUAGUCUCAAUGGUCGCAGCUCUGUGGACUCGGGAUGCAAACCAGUAGAGGAGGACCCUUUCACUGAAAAGAACGAAGGAGCAACAGAGUUGAGUGACCGGCUUGACUUUCAAACAAAUGCUAAUAUUACUAAGAAGAAAAGGAAGCCUAAUCGAAAAAGACAUAGAAGUGAUCUGGUGGCUAAAUCGGAUGAGGUUGUUUCCGAGACUGAAGUACUUAAGACUGACUGCCUUUCACCUAGUAAUAAUGAAAAUGUGGCUGAAAAAUGUCCGAAAGAAGAUGGGGAUGAGCAUCUACCAUUAAGCAAAAGGGCUAGAGUUCGUUUGGGUAAGUCAUCACCUGUUGGGGAUGAAGAUACCGAAUUAGCUCAUGAAGAAGACAAAAGUCUGAAAGUUCCUGAAACCUCUAUACAGUCUGAUGGGCUCUCGAAUAUUAAGGUGCAUGUUCCUCCUGGUACUGUAGCAAUAUCUGUCAAAGAAGAUUCGUAUAUUUCACCUUUAUCGCUUGAUAGUCUUGAUAGAAAGCCUCAGUAUUGGGAAACUAGAAAGAAUCUUGUGGAUGGUGAGUCUGCUUUACCUCCAUCAAAGCGUCUAACUCGUGCUUUGGAGGCAAUGUCUGCUAAUGAAGCUGACCUCAGUCAGAGAACUUCUAGUUGUUCCUCAAAGGUGGAUACUCCUAAUGAAGGCUGUUCUUCUGCGAAAUGCUUUGAGCUGUCCACAGAAGAAAAAGCUGUGGUCGAUUCGGGAUUAGGAUCAGUGGGGGAGCUCAGUACUACAGUUCCUCUGUCAAGUGUUUCUGGGUCCUGUCCUGAGCUAAACGAGGAUGUCCCAGAAAAACAUGGGGAAACCAUUGAAGUGGUGUUGGAUUCUUGUAAAACUUCUGGUGUUGGUAGCUCAAAUCCAGAAUCAUGCAAGGAUUCAUUUUGUCACGCUGAAGGUGUUGAGAGCAAACACCUGCAGUUAUCUAGCUUGAUUGAGUUCCCUUAUUCUGUGCAUCAUUUAGAUCCAAAUCUGGAUUUAGCGAACACUCCCAGCUUGUCUCAUUUAGACUGUGGCAGGCCAUACUUGGAUUCAUCUCUUGAUAACUGCAAGAUCAAAUCUCCAGAGUUUAAGGAGACGACUAAAACAACUGAUGCCAAGAUUUCCCUGAUGGACUCAGAUUCUCUCUUGGUGGAAGAGACUACUGGUGAUUCACUUGAUGUUGAGAAAUGUAAACUUAUUGACAGUUCAGAUUGUGGUGAUGAAUUACAAAAGAAAACAAUCCUUUCUCUAUCCAAGAACCAAGGGAGUCGAAGGCCUGAAUUUAUCGGAGAAGCAAGCCUAUCAUGUGCAGAUUCUAAUCUUGUACUAUCAGCUAGUCCCUUGAAAGUUCUGGAUAGCAAUCAUAUAGAAGUCGGAACAGUCUCAAUUGCUCAGUCUUCUUCACAUUUAUCUGAUCGAACAGGAUCUGCUACGAAAUCACCUCCUCCCAGUUCUUCCAUGUGCGGCAUUUCCUCAUCUGAUAGUUAUGUUGAAGAAAAGAGAGGCUCUUGCAUUACUGCUCAAUUGCAUCCUGAAAAAGCUAAACUUGGGGUCAAGUCAAGCAAUAUGGUGGAACUUUUGUCAUCACUUGAAGCUGCCAUCCGAUCUUUGACAAGGACUAAGGAGAGCAUUGGUCGAGCAACGCGGGUUGCUAUUGACUGUGCAAAACUUGGUUUUGCAACUAAGGUGGUUGAAUUACUGGCCCAGAAUUUGGAAAGUGAAUCGAGUCCACACAAAAAGGUUGACUUGUUUUUCCUUGUUGACUCAAUCGCUCAGUGCUCCGGUGGCAUGAAAGGUGAUGCUGGUGUAUAUCCCUCAGCAAUUCAGGCAGUCUUGUCACGUUUACUGUUGGCUGCUACCCCUUCUGGUACUGGCUAUUGUGACAAUCAUAGGCAGUGCUUGAAAGUUUUGAGAGUUUGGCUAGAGAGGAAGAUUCUUCCAGAGACCUUAGUUCGCCACCAUAUUCGAGAACUUGAUGCUCUUUACCAUUCACAUGUUAGUGGUGGCUCUCGGAGAUCUUGUAAAUUUGAAAGGCCCUUUGAUGAUCCCAUUAGGGAAAUGGAAGGGAUGUUGGUUGAUGAGUAUGGAAGUAACUCAAGCAUCCAGCUUCCUGGUUUCUGUAUGCCUCCUAUGUUGAGGGAUGAUGAUGGAGGCAGUGAUUCUGAUGGAGAGAACUUUGAGGCUGUCACUCCUGAGCAUAAUAUGGAAAAUGUACAUGUUGAUGGAGAACCAAAUGUGAGUGCUACAGCUGAGAAACGGAGCCAUAUCUUGGAAGAUGUUGAUGGUGAGCUUGAGAUGGAAGAUGUGGCUCCGUGCUGUGAUGCUGAAGGUACUUCUACCGGUAGUAUUGCUGAUAGCCAUUAUGGAGCACCAUUUCCGGGGUCUGCCCCGCCUCUGCCUCUGCCUCUGCCUCUGCCUCUGCCUCCACCUCAUUCUCCGCUUCCACCACCACCUCCACCUGCGCCUCUAGCUCAUCCACUACCUCGAUCGGGUUUUCCUCCUGCUGUGCUUGAUUCUGUUCCAAAAUUUUCUCAUUCAAAUUCUCAGGAACCUGUUAUGAGGCGGUCUCCUUCGCCAAGAAUCAAGUCAAGAACCUUAGACAUGGUGCAUCAUCGGCAUUAUGACAAGAGAGACUCUGAAGCCCAAUUGGCAAGACAUAUUCCUUAUGGCAGUAAUAAUCGUCCUUGCAAUGAUCAGCAUAUUCCCCAUUUCUCUGGUAGAUCAUCAAAUGGCUUCCAGCCAGCAGAUGGGGCUUUCAGCAAGGGUUUUCAUCUGCCCCCACCACACCCUGCUCCUUCAGAUCAUUUCUCAUAUGUCCAAGAGCCACGCAGCCAAUCACAAAGGGAUAUUCCACCCCCUUCUCAUCCCAAUAGAUUCACAUCACGUAGCACAGAAAAUGGAAAUUUUUACAGGGAUCGAGACAGAUAUAAGUCUGGUGAGCGGGAUAAUAUUGGAGAGCGCUGGAGGCCGCGUAUGCCACCUGUCUCUGGUCCAUACCAUUGUGAUGGUUCCAGAAUGGCUCAUGCACCAAUGCCAUACCAUGGCCCAGUCCAUGAGUCUGAUUUUUCUAAUAAUAGGUGGAAUUACCCUCCACGUUCCAUGAAUCACAGACAAAUGAAUCCUUAUGGGCCACCAUCUGAAGGUCCUAUUCCAGUGGCAAAUAAAGGCCCUAACUUUUGGAAGCCAGGAUAACUUUUUUGCAUCAGCUCCAGCAAACUGCUCGGUAUUUCAACAGAGAUAACUCUUCUGGAACUGUCUGAGGGUUACUGAUUUGUGGCCACAAAGAAGAGAGGCUGUGCUCCUCCGGUGGUUGUACAUACAUAUGUUGUCAAUCUGUUUGUCGCUGCCUUAUGAACAGAGAAUGAGAGGUUGUUUGGUAAGUGGGAGAUGUAGUAUCAUCCCCGGGGCGCUAAAUUAUGAUUACGUAUGUUGAAUCUAUAAGCUUUUGGAGCAACAAUAUAGGAUCUGAUCUGCCUUCAACAUCUGAUAAUGAUAUGUAUCUUCUGUCCCAUUCUCUUUCCUUCUAAAUAGGUGGCUGUCGUUGUAUAAUUAUCACGAUUACCAUGUACAUUGUGAGUUGUUCGACUUCCUCAGCCGAUUAUAAUUAAUCUAUCUCAAGGUUACAUGUCUUUAA